This is a messenger RNA of Elaeis guineensis (African oil palm), 2388 nucleotides long. The record is from RefSeq and is a predicted model, not a curated record. Lineage: Eukaryota; Viridiplantae; Streptophyta; Magnoliopsida; Arecales; Arecaceae.
GACACCGUGUAUCCGGAAACAAUCCGUAUCAGAUCAUAAACACCAACCGGAGAGCAGGUGGGAUGUGGGCCCCGCGCGAUGUAGUGCUACUAAUUUCCUUCUCGUUACCUAGAUCCAGCGUCCCGUUACUUGCUUCAUUUCCCAAUCACCUCGGCCAUUGACCUCCAAACCCUCUACUCUCGAUGGAUCCCAUCUGAUACCCAGUUUGGAGGUCAAAAACCUUUACCAUUCGGCGAUCUCCAACCCUACUACUUCCAGGGUUUUAUCGUACACUUAUCUAUUCUUGAGCUUGUUAUAUUUUUAGGGUUUCAGUGAUUUUUUCGUUGUUCUUCUUGUUCUUCUUCAUUUGGCUGUGAGAUUGUUUUGGUGGACAUUGUGCGGCAAGCCGGCAUCGCCGCCGAGAAUCGAGGAAAGGUGCUAUUGCUUGAUGUCAUUUAAGAAAAUGAGCUUACAGAACUAACAAAGUUGUGGAACCCGAUGGAUUGACCUUGAAACUGGAAGAGAAGUCAAAGCCCUAAAGGAGCUAAUUGUUGGGAAUGGUAUGCUAUUUUGGUUGUGGUUUCAGAUUCUCAAUUAUAUCUGGAAAUGCUGGAUCAAAAUCUAAGAAUUGGAAGGACUGGAAGAAUGGCUUAGGGCAUUUCUGUAAAAGAAAAAUGGGAUACUGGGUAGGAUGACAUGAAGGGACAGUGACAGAGAAUUCUUCAUACAUGGAACAGUUAAAUAUAAUGAGUUUGAGAUUUCCAAAGCGAUAUCUUAUUGUUCUGCUGACGUUCAUCAGCACAAAUGUGUGCUACAUUGAGCGUAUGGGCUUCUCAAUUGCUUACACUGUGGCUGCAGAUGCCAUUGGUGUAGAUCAAUCAAGCAAGGGCCUGAUACUUUCAACAUUCUACUAUGGGUAUGUUGUCUCACAGGUUCCUGGUGGAUGGGCAGCACAGCGACUAGGAGGAAGGCGUGUUCUGCUUAUGUCAUUUGUACUGUGGUCUUCAACAUGUGCUUUAGUUCCACUGGACCCUAGUAAAGUCAGUAUAUUAGUGCUUGCUCGCUUGCUUGUUGGGGUGGCACAGGGAUUCAUAUUUCCCUCCAUUCAUACAGUGCUAGCGCAAUGGGUCCCUCCACAUGAGCGUUCCCGUUCUGUAUCUCUUACAACUUCAGGGAUGUACCUAGGUGCAGCUGGUGGCAUGCUUCUACUACCAAGCUUGGUGAAGUACAAGGGUCCUCAGUCAGUUUUUGUGGUUGAAGCAGCAUUGGGUGCCAUCUGGUCUAUCCUUUGGUUUAAAUGUGCUAGCGAUCCACCUCGUUCUGAUCAUCCUAAGGCAAUGGCUGCUGGUUUUGGGGAGUCUUUGUUGCCUAAAACUCGGCUGAAAGAUAAGAUGAGAGUGCAAAAUGGUGGAAAUUCUCUCAAUGCCACUAAGAUCCCAUGGAAGAGGAUAAUAUUCAGUCUGCCAGUUUGGGCAAUUGUGGUGAACAACUUCACUUUCCAUUAUGCAUUAUAUGUGCUUAUGAAUUGGUUGCCAACGUAUUUUGAACUCGGUCUUCAGCUCAGUCUUCAGGAGAUGGGAUCUUCGAAGAUGCUCCCUUACCUGAACAUGUUUAUUUUUUCUAAUAUAGGUGGAGUAGCAGCAGAUCACCUGAUUACAAGAAGGAUCUUGUCUGUGACAAAGACUCGUAAACUUUUGAAUACUGUUGGGUUCAUCAUAGCUGCUUUUGCUUUGAUGGCCCUCCCAUAUUUCAGAACUUCUGCAGGGACUGUGUUCUGUUCUUCACUUUCUCUUGGCUUUUUGGCACUAGGAAGAGCAGGAUUUGCUGUAAAUCACCUGGAUGUGGCUCCAAGGUAUGCAGGCAUUGUGAUGGGAGUUUCUAAUACGGCCGGCACAUUGGCUGGUAUUGUUGGUGUGGGGCUCACAGGGAGCAUUCUGGAGGCUGCAAAGACUGCUAAUCUAGAUCUUUCAAGCUCUGAGAGCUGGAGAUCCGUAUUCUUUGUUCCAGGAUACCUCUGCAUAUUCAGUUCUGUUAUUUUUUUAAUAUUUGCAACGGGAGAAAGAAUUUUCGAGUAACAAACCAUUACUAUGGACAUUUUUUUGUUCAAAAGUCCAUUGCCAAGAUUUUAGCUGGAGAUUUCAUUUUAAUACUUUUGGUACAUUCAGACCACUGGUUUCUUUACACCGAUUUAGAUUCAUUUGAUGCUAUUGUAUUUUAAGCAUUGUAAUGGCUAAUGAGUAAACAACAUGGAAUGUCAAGAUCAGAAAUUGAGGUUCUCGAGAUCAAGUUUAUUUCUUUAUAAUUUUCAUUUUCUUCCCUUGUAUUGGCCAUAUGACUUGAGCUCAUUUGCUUGUAAUUUGGGCAAUAUCAUUGCUUAAUUAGGAAGAGCAGAGGCUUUAAUUGAGAUUA